Fusarium odoratissimum NRRL 54006 is the source of this 1157-nucleotide messenger RNA. RefSeq lists its product as uncharacterized. The record is from RefSeq and is a predicted model, not a curated record. Bases 262 to 1023 code for a protein of 253 amino acids. Lineage: Eukaryota; Fungi; Ascomycota; Sordariomycetes; Hypocreales; Nectriaceae. The transcript has 2 exons.
GUGAUAGCUCGGCCUCUCAUUGGCGGACUUGCCGCUGAUACCCUGCCAUCGCUGACAGGAUUCGAUAUCGUCAGCACUGUCAGCCAAAUCACCAGAAUGAGGUACAUCAAGAAUGUAGAAUAAGAUGCUGCUAAGCCCGAUGGAGCGCCGUAGUGCAAGGCGCUGGUAGUGCUGACAUUGACCCUCAACUAUAUAUAAUCGCUUCCAUCUCACUUAGCUCCCCGUUACUUGGGCGCCUCAAAGAACUCAUUUUAUCACAUCAUGUCUACAAACUCGGAAAAGCCCGUCAUCGCCAUCGUCCAAGGCGCAUGGCAUCGCGCAAGCCACUACCAAAACCUCGUGCAGUCGCUUACCAACAAGGGCUUCACAGUUCUCCAACCUGACAACGUCACAGCUGGCAAGGCUGAAGACAUCAAUGGCAAAACUCACUUGGACGACGUCGAAGCUAUUCGCAAGUCUCUUCAGCCGGCCCUUGAUGAAGGCAAGCGGAUCGUCUUGGUCUGCCAUAGCUACGGAGGCAUCCCAGGCUCCGCCGCCGUUGAAGGCUAUCAGGUUCACGAACGAGAGGCCAAGGGAUUGUCUGGAGGUGUUUCGCACGUUGUCUAUAUCGCGGCGUUUGCUCUUCCUGUGAAGGGCCUUUCACUUCUGACUGCCGCCAGAGGCCAGCAUGGUCCCUUUCUCGAUAGGACAGAAGAGGUUUGCUACCUAAACGACAAAGCACAAAACGCCUUCUACAACGAUUGCAUCCCCGAGGUAGCAGAGAACGCAAUCGGCGAAUGUGUCAAUCACAGCACCGCAUCUCUCGAAACACCAGCCGACUUUGUCGCGACGGAUAUCACUGUGCCUAAGACGUAUGUUGUCUGUGAGAUUGAUAACACUGUUCCUGUGCAGGGACAGUUGGCUAUGGUUGGUGCUAUGGGAGAUGCUGUCAAUGUGGAGAAGAUAGAGGCUGGGCAUUGUCCAUUUUUGAAUGAGAAGACUCUGCCUAAGGUUGUGGAGAUUAUUGAGAAGGCUGCACAGUAAACAUGGAUUGAAGCGGAUCAGGAAGAAUGAGAGGGGCUCAGGGACAGGAUUUAAGACAGGGCCAUAGAAAGACACAUGUGUUAACUUUUGUUAUUUAUAUCUAGCCUACAGAGUAACAGAGGGGCUCAAUGGUC